Messenger RNA from Orussus abietinus, 4149 nucleotides. RefSeq lists its product as uncharacterized. Gene Ontology annotation, cellular component: plasma membrane. Gene Ontology annotation, molecular function: protein binding. Lineage: Eukaryota; Metazoa; Arthropoda; Insecta; Hymenoptera; Orussidae. The transcript has 15 exons. The coding region runs from base 1 to 4149 and encodes 1382 amino acids. The record is from RefSeq and is a predicted model, not a curated record.
AUGUUGACGUGCCGAGGGUUGCUGAUCGCAGCCGCGAUCGCGGCCACGGCCCCCGCUAGUCUGCCCGGCCCCCCCGGGAGCCCGGCCCCCCCCGCGGCGCCGGGGGCCUGCCGCCUCUCGGAGUACCCCUGCACCAACGGGCGCUGCGUCGCCCAGGACCGCUUCUGCGACGGAGAGGAUGACUGCGCCGACAAGUCCGACGAGCCGGAGUACUGCUCUCCCUGCAACCGGACACUUUACGGCGACGUGGGCCGCACCUACGAGGUGGAGGUACGGCGACCGCGGGAGCACCAGCUACCCUUCCUCUGCCACCUGAACUUCACCGCUGCCGGCGGCGAUUUGGGCGACCUGGUCCAGCUGACGUUUGACGCCUUCACCGUCGGCCGUUUUGACUCGUACACUGCUGAGGGAUGUCCCGACGGCUACGUAACCAUCCGCGAGGCGGGCCUCCCGGCCACGGGUGGCCAGUGGUGCGGCAGUGCCUGGGGGUACACCGUCUAUUACAGCGAGACGCCCUCCAUCGACCUGGCGCUCUACGUCUCGCGGCUCUUCGAGCAGGGCAUGGAAUACAACUUCGACUUAAAGCUCUCCUACAAGUUCCUGCGCCGAGGCGAGGCCCAUCUACGCUACGGGAACAGCAGUCUGCCCAUAUGGAGAGGCGAGCUCGUCAACGGGACCUACUGCGACAGGGUGCUGACCAGGUGCGACGAACGUGCCUGCAGGGUGCAGUCCCCGAACUACCCGGGCGUCUACCCCCGGAACGUCACCUGCUACUACCGCAUCGAGCAACCUAGGGCACCCCCGGGGCACCGCGCGUUGCUUGCUGUCGGUCAACGCAACGGCCACAAGAUCCACAUCAAGGACCGCGUCGUCAAAUACGACCGCAGCCAGCGCGUCCUUAAGGUUUGGGGACAGUGCAACAUCGUCCAGGAUUAUUUAACCAUCUACGACGGAGGUUCGACCACAGACCGCGUACUCGUGAGGCUCUGCGGCGGCGAUGCCGUCCCCAACAUCAUCAGCAGUCGCGGCACCAUGCUGCUCGAGUUUCACACGUCGCCCUUCGACAAUCCCUUCCAUCCGGUGCCGCUUUCCUUCCUACCCGGGUUUGAGUUAGAGGUCCAGGUCCUUUUCGUGGACGAACGGCCACACGGCCUCGCCAAGGGCGCCGAUGACUGCGACCUAUAUGUCCUGAGUUCAGAGAAGUCGGCUGGGGUGCUGGAGAAUCCGAAGCAUUCGCUGCCGCCCAACACCACCUGCAGGUACCACUUCCAGGGUCGGCCUGGAGAGGUCGUGUGGAUCUCGUUCGUCAAGUACCACGCGGCUGCGGCCGACCCGGCCGUUGGGCUUGAUGGGUCCGGCGACUGCGGCGCCCGGCUACUCAUCUGGGACGGCGACCCAGCGGAAGCCAACGAGACAAGAAAGAACGCCACGCUGAUGGGCCGCUUCUGCAAGGACGACGUGCCGCGGCUUUGCGACCAUGGGCUGCUGCGGAAUGGCAGCCACCUAGCUCGGCCCUGCAGCCUAGCCGAAAGCUACGUCUCCUCUGGACGGCGUCUUACCCUGGAACACGCGCUGCGCCAGGGCAGCGCCCUCUAUCCCGUGGGGUUCGCGCUCCGCUAUGAGUUCGUCGAAGAGCCGGCGCCUUGCGACCGCGUCUUCCGACCUGGACCUGGUCCUGGCGGCGCGUCCUUGACGUUUGGAUCCCCUCGGAGCGUCUUCCUCUUUCAGCGCGGUGGGGCGCGCAAUCUAAGCUGCGUCUACCGUUUCGAGCCGCGUGCUGAGCAGCGACUGGAGCUCUGGAUCGUGCGGGCCUCUUUCGGGGGCCGGGCCUGCGCCACCCGGCUGGACCCACUGGUGGGCCGGUGGACCUGUCUACGCGAGGACCGCCAUGAAGGCGUCGCCGAACUAGUCGUCGCCGAACUGCCCUGGGAGGGCGUGCGCCUGGGUCGUGCCUGCCUCUGCUCGAAUCUCACCGAGCGGCUGCCGGUUAGACCCCUGGCUGCUGGCGCUGUCGAGGUGCGCUUCACCAUCAGCCUGAUGGCCGGCGGACAGGAUUAUCGGGACUUCUUCUUCGAGGGCGAGUAUCGGUUCGUCGCAGCCGGUGGUGGAGCGGGAGGGGCCGGGUGCUCGCGCGCGCGUCUCGAGGAGCGUCGUCUGCGUGGCACCAGCGGAGAGAUCUCCUUGCGUGGUCCUCUGCCCGGAUUGGCUGCCGUCGAGGAGGUGCUGGCCGAGUCGGAGGACCUCUCGGCCACGCGUUGCGUCGCCGAGCCCUGGCUCAUCGAGCCCGAGGACCCUCGUGGCGGGUUCCUGUACCUAAGGACGGCCGGCUACGCCCUCGGGGCCGAGGCCGAGGGCUGCCCCACGUCGAACCGCAUCGUCGUCUACUGGGCUGCCGACACGGCCGAGCGAACGGUCGUCUGCCCAGAGACCGGCGCGCGGCGCGCCGUCGACUUCUUCUCGCCCGGGUGGAACUUAUCGGCCGGCGCCCCGGAUGGCCAGGCCGUCCUGCACCGGCACGCCCGCAGCUUCGUCGUCGAGUUCCUGCAACGGGAGCCCGGCUUUCACGCCGUCACCUGGAUGGCCAUCUCGAGGCGGCGCGCGCCGCUGGCUGCUGCGCCCGGUCCCGAAGAGUGCCCUUACAGGUGCCCCGAGAUCCAAGCGUGUAUCAGCCCGGUUCUCUGGUGCGACGGCGUGCGCCAUUGCCCCUCGGGCUUCGACGAGGACUCCGGGUGCUCGUACCGGUUCGGCGUGACGCUGCUGUACGUGGCCGUCGCCGCCGGGGCGCUCGGCGUCUUCCUCGUCCUCCUGCUGGCCACCGGCUGCCUCAAGUACUGCCUUUACCGGCACCGCGCGCGCAAGCGCAGGAAGCGGAAGGGCGUAGCCGUCGCCGUCGCCGUCGACGCGAACCAUCACCACCACCACCAUCUCCACCAUCCGGCGACGCAUCACCACCAUCACCGCGACAACGGGCUGGCCGGCCGCUACGGCGACAUGUACCUCGAGGCCCACGGCAAGGAUGACAUUAAUUGUAACAAAAUUAUUUUUUUCUGGGCAUUUAUUCUACAUCCAUGGGUCUCAUCCACGCGCUUCAAGGUGUUCUUAGAAGACGCCGCAAACGAAACCGCCGUCAGCAGCGUCCAAGCGGAGUUAUCUGGAGAAGAUUUGGACUUUGUCGACUCAAAGUUGAGUCGUUCGUCCUCGACCAAUGCCUGGAAUGUCGAGGAGAAUAAUGCCGAAGAAAUGGUCACUCCGCGAUCGACCGACUUCUCUGGAAAUGAGUUCAACGUGGGACUCUCUACGGAAAAUGUGUCACUUGACGACGGCGUUGGCGAUUGCGCAGAAUCGACGUUUGUUUCAACUUCGAAGAAGAUCGUGGACAUACGGGACAAAGAGGAAGAAGUUUCAAACAUUUCGCAGAAAAACGACGAUGAACUCAAAAAGAAGUUAUCCAUUUCUGGAAAUGAGUCGCGUGAAGAUCUGCUCGAGAAACCCGACCAGGAGAAAAAGAGCGAAUCUUUGAAAAAAUCAUCUGCAAAUUGCCCGACUGAACAAGAAUCAAAUGCAAUGGAGAAUCCCGCUGGGUUAGAAGAGUCUUUGUUCAUCUCAAGGACUCAGGGGAGUGGAGAUAAGACCGAUCCGGGACCCCUGCGUCUUCCUCUAAGUAUCCUCGAGGAGUUUGGUGCAACUUGUAAGAAGGAAAUCGAAUUCAAGAAGGCACUUAACCAAUCCAAGAGACCUGUCUUCAAGUGCCUCUUCGCGGGAUGUACAGUCGAAGCGUGUGGUAAUUCGGAAUCGAUCACGAAAAAUGAAGCUGCAGCGAGGAUGCUGAAGUUUCUGGCGGGGAAACAAAUGGACGACGAGAGCAUCCCGGGAAUUCCUCCUUUCGCAAUCGAACAGAUGACGGAGAUUGUUAGUUUCAUGGAGGAAACGUCAGAUACUCCUGUAAGAGAGUUGUACAAACUUUGUUUGAAAAACCGAGUCAAGGAGCCGGUUUAUACAAUCCAGAAGGAAACUGUUCCCGUGGGAUUUCGAGUCACCUGUCAGGCUUUGCAGCUCACGGCCGAAGCACACGGCAAGAGAGAAGUCUCCGCCAGGAAUUCGGCAGCAAGCAGUCUUCUCGAAAAGUACAAAAAGCUGCAAGAAGCGUGA